Messenger RNA from Zonotrichia albicollis (white-throated sparrow), 2021 nucleotides. Lineage: Eukaryota; Metazoa; Chordata; Aves; Passeriformes; Passerellidae. The record is from RefSeq and is a predicted model, not a curated record.
GAUCUUCUCCAUCGUGGUGUUCGGCUCCAUCGUCAACGAGUGCUAUGUGAACAAGGACAGCCAGCACCCCGAGCUGCUCUGCAUCUUCAACGAGAAUGAGAGUGCCUGCAGCUACGGCAUCGCCGUGGGCGUCAUCGCCUUCUUCGGCUGCAUCUUCUUCUUCGUGCUGGACCUGCACUUCCAGCAGAUCAGCAGCGUCAAGGACCGCAAACGGGCCGUGCUGCUGGACCUGGGCUUCUCAGGUAGCCCCGUCCCCCCGCCGUGGCCGCUCAGUGCCGGGUCCCUUUAUUAGCUCGUUGUGCAGUGAAUUCUGUACAGUGGUAUUGGUUCUUGUCUUACCUGUCCCAGGGUUUCUAAGAGCAGUGUUCCCUCUAAGCCGGGAGGAAGGAAGGUUGGUACCGCAUCACCUGUGCGUGGGGAGGAGCAGGAGGAGGAGGAAAUGUCCCAAAUGUCCCCUCCGAGCUCUGCUGGGAAAGCCCAGGAUGCCUUUUCCUCUCAGCAAACAGCAGCUGAGGAAUUCUUAUCUCGUUCUUCCAGAGCUAACACAGAAUCCAUGGAGGGUGGGUAGAGCUGGCCCUGGCUGCUCCCGCUGUGGAGCUCCCAGCCCAGGUUCCAGGGAAGCCAAAUCCACGGGGAAUCAGUGGUGUCUGUGUUGUUUCCUUUGUAUAUACUUGCUGUACAAAGCAAAUAUCCAAACAGGUGUUUCCAUACGUGGUUUAGAGGCACAGCAGGCUGGGGUUGGGGUCAGUAUCCAGAGGGCUUCUAUGCUUCAGCAGGUUCUGGUUGAGGAUUUAAAAAGUGGCUGUUAGAAAUGGAAACCAGCAGGAGCUGGUUGCUAACUGGGAAUAGCCUGUGAUCAGGGGGAAUGUGGCACUUUGUGGUUCAUUUCCUCGUGGGGGGUUGGGAAAUGUGUAAAUUCCUAAGGAAUUUUUGUUGGCAGUGCUGACACAUCCUCACCCUGGCUGGGUGAGGACCGAGAUGAGGGGCUCAGACUCCACAUCCAGGGCCAUUAGGAGCAAUAUUGGACUUGUAUUUUUAUUCUGGGAGCAGCCACCAUCUGCCAGCUGCAGCAGAACCCAGGUGGGGACACGUGUGUCACCCUGCAGCCUCCAGAAAUGAGGGAUUAUUCAGUGAGGGACCUGGGAAGGCUCCACAAGCCAUUGGAGUCCAUCCAUCCUGUGUGGGCUCACACCGUGUUUGGUGUGGGGAGAGUCAGUGAAAAGCAGCCAGGAGGGAGGCUCGGGUUGAAGGUUCAGCUGCAGAGAACAAAGCAAAGGAGGGAAUGUGUAAAACAUCCAUUGCCAGCUCCCGCUGCCCGCGUGGCAGCUGCUCCGGGCUGUGCCACCAAGGGCUGAAACCUGAAUGCCCAGCCCAGGGGUGGCAGCUCCAUCCCCGGGGGCUCCUCCAGAGCCACCCCUGCCUUGUGACCUCGAGAGGAGCAAGAGCCACCCCUGUGCUGUCCCCUCCCUGCCACAGGGCCUGCUCACCGCCGUGAUCAGAGCGCUAAUUAACGAGCAGCAGGUAAAUGCACUAAUUAAGCAGCCAGUCAUGCCCAGGUCACUGCCCGUGGCGCGUUCCUUGCCUUGGCUCCAGGUCCUGGCUGUGCCCAGCCCCUCACAGGUGCCUGACCAUGAACACCCAGCCCAGGGCAGCCUCAGCCUCGAGGGAUUCCGGGAUCUUUGUGGGUUUGUGGAGUCAGUUUUGCUGGGAAAGAAAAGAAAAAAGCCCCGAGGAUUUUAAUACAGGGUACGGUAGAACUGUAGCAAUAUUUUCCUUAGAGGGAACACUGAAACUUUAGCAGCACAAACAGUACUUGUGUUAAUAUUUUAGCAAAAUUAUAAUCAAUUUAAAUGUUUAAAUUGAUUGUACGUGAGACAAUGUUCGUUGGGUACAGUGUAUUUUUUCUAACUAUGAUAUAACUGUUGCAGAGUUUCCGUGUAACCGUACAGAGCUAAAGCUGUGUCUGCCUGCGGGACGCGUCCCGUGUGCCCCCUGCUGAAUAUAUCACGCUCUGAAUGUCC